This is a messenger RNA of Copidosoma floridanum, 3937 nucleotides long. RefSeq names its product RAS oncogene family member Rab35 (gene Rab35). Gene Ontology annotation, molecular function: GTP binding; GTPase activity. NCBI's taxonomy places the organism in Eukaryota, Metazoa, Arthropoda, Insecta, Hymenoptera, Encyrtidae. The record is from RefSeq and is a predicted model, not a curated record.
CGCACGCAUCGUUUUGCGGAAUCAUCAGCGGAACUCGCUUGCGUCGUUAACAAUAUUAAAGACGAUUGCAAAUUUAAUUGCUGCCAAAUCUUGAUUUUUACACUCACAGGUCUCUUUAUUGUCUCUGUGGUGAUGGUUUUUCGCGAAAAUUAGUUACGUGUUGACAGACGAAAUUAUGAGUACCUGAGUGUUACAACGGUGCAAUAACACUUUCAGCGUCAAUAUAGUGUGUUAAGGAAACAAUACACAAAGCGGUCUUCCUGUCUCGAUUUGCUCUGUUCUCGUGUGAUAAGUAAUCUGUACCUACACAUAUAGUUAUAACGUGUAAAAAAAAAAAAAUUUCCACACACAGGCGCGCCUGUGGCGACGACAGCAUCUUCAUCAUGUCAUCUCUUCUUUCUUAUAGAUAUUUUAUCUUGGAGCAGCUCUUUAAGAGGUUCUGCAAAAGUGUUGUAUGAGCCGCACUGCAUAAUAUCCAUCAUCCAUAUUUCAUACUUAAGUAUUCCAUUUCUGAGCUCUCAAUAUGAGUUAUAGUGCAUAUAGUAUUACACUUCCGUACAUAUUGUUAUAGUUCAAGAAACAAUUGGAGUCUGCUAAAUAUCUGCUCUCUCUCUCUCUCUCUGCUGCCAUCUGCAAGUGAGAGUGUGUGUACGUGUCUCUGUGUGUGAGUUUUCAUGUACAUGUGCAUACAACAGCCGCAUAUAAACGAUUUAAGUUAUAUAUAUACAUAUAUACGUAGCAGUUAUACUAGUGCUACUAUAUACUAGUACUGUGCUCGGUGUGCUCAGGACUUAUCGUUGAUUUUCCUUUUUCAAACGCACGCUAUUUUUAUUUUCAAUAAUUAUCAAGGCAACGACUGCGACGAGUUCGGCAACCGUAGCAGAGAGACAGACUCAUACGCGAAAAGUUACAGUGCAUUCCGAGAAAGAGGUGUGUAGCCGUCAUCGCUGAGGAACGUCUGCUUGCACACGUUUGCUUUGGAAUCUCUCCGUGUACACUUCUGCACAUAUAUAUAUAUGUGUGUAUAUAUAUAUAUACAUAUAAGUAUACACAAAACGUAUCAAGAAAGAGAGUAGGAGGUGGUGUGCGGUGCGAAAAUAAACAGCAGAAAUGGCCAAGGACUACGAUCACUUGUUCAAGCUGCUCAUCAUCGGCGACAGUGGUGUUGGAAAAAGUUCACUGCUACUCCGAUUUGCAGAUAAUACAUUCAAUGGAAACUACAUAACUACGAUAGGUGUGGAUUUUAAAAUUCGUACUGUGGAUGUUGACGGAGAAAAGGUGAAGCUGCAAAUUUGGGACACAGCUGGUCAGGAAAGAUUUCGGACAAUAACGUCCACUUACUACAGAGGAACGCACGGCGUUAUAGUCGUGUAUGAUGUAACUAGUGGCGAUUCUUUUGCAAAUGUCAAAAGAUGGUUGCACGAAAUCGAGCACAAUUGUGAUGUUGUUGUCAAUAGGAUUUUAGUGGGAAACAAAAACGAUGCUCCAAAUCAAAAAGUCGUUUUGACAGAGGAUGCCCAAAGAUUUGCCAACCAAAUGGGUAUUAAGCUGUUUGAAACUUCUGCUAAGGACAAUACUAACGUUGAAGAAAUGUUUAUGGCAAUAACACGAGAAGUUUUGCGGACGAAAAAGGAAAGCAAGGAACGACAAGCGAUAAAAACCGGCGAAACAGUCAAUCUGAGGAAAAGUACCAAACAGCACAAACAUAAAAGAUGUUGUUAGCGACUUCGUUGCAUAUUAGAUAGAUUCUAAAAGUCUAAAUAUUGUUUUUUUUUCUAUAAACAGUUACAAAACAGAGUAAGACAGAGAGCGUGUGUUAUUAAUGGAGUGGACAUAAAAAGAAACUAAUGCCAUAAACUCUUUCACGUUACCAAGACAACACCGUGAAUUACCAAUGAUGCAUUUCUUACGUUACAAUUUUUCAUCCAACUACUUUUAUGCUCAAAGGUAAAUGUAUACAUGUCAUAAUGGCACAAGAAAAUUCAAAAUAAAACAAAUUAUCAUUCAAUGCUGUACCCAAGGUCCAUGAAUGAAGUAGCAAUGACAUGGUAUUGUCAGUAAUAAGAUUGGAUCUUGAACUUUUACAGUAAACAAACAAGUAAUUAAUACAAAAGACUAGCCUAAAUGUUUUAGAGACCUAUACAAAAUUCAAAUCUAUUAAUACCUUACAAAACGCGUUAGAUAUAAUUUAUAUUAAGUUGUGCUAUUUGUAAAAUGUUAUCGAAUGUUUUUAAUAAAACAAAAAAAGAAUGAGCUGAGAUUUUUUAUCAAAUAUACCGUAUUAAGACUUUUUGAAAUACGUACAACGAUAAAUCAUUGUAAAAGUGCUGCACAAAUUUUUAUUUAUUUACAUACGGUAUUACAUCACAUUAAUUUCUUAGCCAAAUAUUAUUAAUGCCAAUUAGUUAGAGAGAAGCCUGUAAAUACACAUGCGCGUAUAAACAUUUUACAAAUAGGGUGCUAUUUAUAAUUAUCAGGGAGGUCCAAAUAGAUGUUAAAAUAUUUUUUAAAUGAGGUUCCUGAGGUUCAUCAAUAUCUUUACUGCGAUCUUUACCAAAAAUUAUGCAAUAUACAAAUUUGUUUCAGUGUUUUUUUUUUUCGUAUCAAACAUUCAUUGUCAUUACCAAUGUAGGUAUUUGUCUGACCAAGUAUCAAAAUUACAGAAAAAAAAUGUUAUGAAAAAUGAAAAAAAAUGACAUUUGCGGAAAUUCGUGAACGUUCAUACGUGUAGUGUUUGAUGUAGCAGAAUUUGUAAUAAUCAUUGUCUCAGUCCUUGUAAGCGGAAGGAGGAGGCAAGCAGACAAGGUCUUUGCUUACAUACAUAUACGUAGAAAAAAAGAGAGGCCGUGUCCAACCAUGACAGAAGCUGUCUGUGUUAAUCUGUGAUAAUAGUGAAAUUGCGUCUUCUGUGUAAUGUAAGCGCCACUCGCGUGCGUGCUGUGUGCAUCGUCUCUCCCGCUUGAGAGAGAACUGCGAGUAGACUUUGACAGGAGAAUAUGUCAUCUUUUCCCGAGAAUGAUCAAUGGAACUCUCUAACAAACUUGCUUGAGAUAUAUUUCAUUGGAUUCAGUUUUUAAACUUUUUAAAAGCCAUUGGAAACAAAUUUUUUUUUUAUCCCUCCCAAGAUUUACAAAUUAGUAUACAUACAAGAACGGUGUAAUAUUUAUUAUAAUUAAUUCUGGUUAAUUGGACAUGUUGUUUUUUACCAAGUUUAAACAUGCGACUCAAAUUUUUAAUCGUAUGUACAUGAUAUAGUUUUAUUUUCCAAUUAUAAAAUAUAUUGUAUUAGUUAUGCUUGAUUUUCCAGUAAAGUGUAUUUCUGGCGAACCUAUGAUUAUUUCCUUACAUUAUUAACUUGUAAUUUGUAUAACAUGUUUUUGUGUGUUCUUAUUAAUUCUAUUGAUUAUAAUUUAUUUUGUUCAAAUGUCAGAUACAUUUAUGUAUGAUUGUAAUUUAAUUUGUAAUUGUAUAAAUUAAUGUAAGAGAUAAAAAAGAUAGUAUUGAUAAACUUAAUUUACCUACAUACAUACUAAUAUUCAAUGAAAUAUUUCUUGGCUUAUGGGAUUAGGAACCCAAAACUUGAUAAAAUUGAAUGGAUUUAUAAAAUUUUUGGGUAAAUUUGACUGUGAAAUAAUCAUAUCAGUCUUCGUGACAAUGUCUUUGCUGUUGCUUUUGACUAAUUGUAUAUGACUAACGAUUUUGGAGAAGUUAUCAAUAAAAAAAAUGAACUAAAUAAUGUACAUAAAAAUAUUGGAACGAUAUAUAAAAGUAGUUUCAUUGGAAUACUUAAGUAAUUUCAUUUGUUUAAAGAAAAUCAUUUCGAAAUUUGUUUUAUGUUAAGAUCAAUUACUGUAUAUUCAAAUUUUUUUUUUAAUACUGUAACCAACCAGUGUAUGCUCUAUUUGCACAAUACUAAUAAGACAAAUUUUUACUGAGA